Molecule: messenger RNA, 690 nt
Organism: Perkinsus marinus ATCC 50983
Lineage: Eukaryota; Perkinsozoa; Perkinsida; Perkinsidae
Exons: 6
Coding region: 4-636 (210 amino acids)
Biological process (GO): protein deubiquitination
Molecular function (GO): deubiquitinase activity
Source: RefSeq, a predicted model, not a curated record
AACAUGAUGCUUCCCUGCUGUGGGGCUCAUCAUACCGGAGUUGAAAUAAUGGGAAGAGAAUAUUCCUUUGCAAAAGGCGAAGGAGUCUACGACUGUCGGCCACGGGACGCACCAGAUGCACGGUUCAAGAUGUCUCUUGAUAUGGGGCGGACGUCGUUGAGCAUGCGGCAGAUAGAAGCUGCCCUCGACAAGCUCCGGGACGAAUAUCGUGGCGAAUCUUAUCACAUAGUGAAGAAAAAUUGCAACCAUUUCUCAGAUGCUCUUUGCAGAGCGAUUAUCGGCCGACCACUGCCGCCCUGGGUGAACCGUUUAGCUUGGUGGGGCUCUUGGUGUGCCUGUUGCAUCUCUGACUAUGAUGAUGAGGCUACUCACAAUGCUGGGGCCGGCUCCUCGGGCCAACCACUCCUGCCAGUCAGGCCUCCCAUGCAACAGCUCUUUACGGGUCAAGGGCAUGCCUUGGGUGGUACCCAAGAGAGUACCUUGGGUCGGCUCAUGAGCUUCUUCCCUCGCCGAACGGGCUCCUCUGAAGGUCAACUUACUACUGAUGGGUCCGGUAGCUCGAGAGAGCUCCGACUGCAAGCCAUUGAGAUGAGGCAUACGAGUGGGCAGGAGGGCGGCAUCAGGGGUGCGGAAUGACUUCAUGUUUUAUAUAUUUGAAGCAGUAGUUCAUCUACGGUACUUUUUGUCAAG